CUCUUAUGUUUAAAUAUACUUGAUCUACUCUCAUAUAUCCAAGCAUUCAACUUGAUGUCAUUGAUAUUAUCAUAGAAUGCUAUCCAUUAGAAAAUUAAGUAUUAUAGUGACGCUAGCAUCAUUGGCGGGUUUAAACAUUCAUCCCAUAUUUUUUUUACUAUAUGCAAUUAUUUCGGACGAGAUAGCUAUUCAAGAGAGGGUUCCAAUUAAUGUGGGAGGCAUAGUAAUAGGGUUUGCUUCGCUUCGUACAACUCUUCAAGAAUACAAUGAUAUGAGUAUCUGUGACUGGGUUAAAACGUACCAAUGUGCUACCCUGGUCUUAGCGUUUUUUGUUGCUACAAUACUUGCAGGUCUUAGGUAUCAUUCCACUGGAACAGCUUUUUGAGGUCAUACCAGGACAGCGGUAAUUAAGACGGUAACGGGUAGAGGAUUGGAAGCUUACAAAGCUGAUAAGAGGCAUUUAGCUAACGACAAUAAGAAUUACAAGGUUAUAAUUUAUUAUAUUUCUAUCUAUGACAAAAUAGACAUUCUUAACAUAAAAAUAUUGUAAAUAACUUACUGGUGCC
This is a messenger RNA of Hyphopichia burtonii NRRL Y-1933, 566 nucleotides long. RefSeq lists its product as uncharacterized. The coding region runs from base 77 to 385 and encodes 102 amino acids. Lineage: Eukaryota; Fungi; Ascomycota; Pichiomycetes; Serinales; Debaryomycetaceae. The transcript has a single exon. The record is from RefSeq and is a predicted model, not a curated record.